AUGGAUAGCUCGAUGAUGGGGGCGGGGCUGCUCCCCGCCCCUUCGGCCGGCGUGCUCGACCUCGAUCCGCAGGUCCAUCACCAUCACCAGCAGCAGCAGCAGCCGCAGCAGCAUCACUACCAGCACCACCAGUUGCAGGCCAUGGCUCUCAGCGCGGAACACCAUCCGCAGGGGAUCCUCGACCCCUCCUCCGACUCCCCUUCGCUCAUCGGCACCGCCCAGAAGGGGAAAGGGGUUUCCCCUUCCUCCGGCUCCCUCUGCAACCACCACCAUCUCUUCCAGAACGGCAGCGACGAGGAAGAGGAGCGGAGCCUGACCAACGAGGACAACGGCGCGGAGGACCUCCUCGGCAAGUCCAAGAAGGGCCUGCCAUGGCAGCGCAUGAAGUGGACGGACGAGAUGGUCCGGCUGCUGAUCUCCGUUGUCGCCUGCGUCGAGGAAGACGGCGCGCCGGAGUCCGGCGACGCGCUGGGGAAGCGGAAGCACGGCAGCGGCGCCGCCGUCGCCCCCGGGGGAGUCCUCCAGAAGAAGGGGAAGUGGAAGACCGUCUCUAAGAUGAUGCUCGAGAAGGGCUGCUACGUCUCCCCUCAGCAGUGCGAGGACAAGUUCAACGACCUGAACAAGCGGUACAAGAGGCUCAACGAGAUCCUCGGUCGGGGAACCACUUGCCAGGUCGUCGAGAACCCCGCCCUUCUCGAUUCGAUGCCCCACGUCCCUCCCAAGGCCAAGGAGGACGUCAGGAAGAUCCUCAGCUCGAAGCACCUCUUCUACAGGGAGAUGUGCGCCUACCACAAUGGACAGCGGCUGCCCCAUUCCCAUGAUCUCAGUUCUUCCCAGGGAGGAGGCUGUGCUCAGCAGCAUGCGGCGUCCAGCAGGUAUCCAGGGGAGGAGGACGCCGGCAGCGAGGAGGAGGACUACGAGGAAGACGGCGACGUGGAGGAGAGGAACGCCGAAUUAUUCGGGAGGAGCUCUGAUAGCUUCCAGGUUGAGAUCGACGGCGUGUUCACGGAUGGCACCAAGUCGAUCUGGGAGCAACGGGACUGGAUCAGGAAGAGGACGCUGCAGCUCCAGGAGGAGAGGAUGAAGAUCCAGAUGAAGGCGUUUGAGCUGGAGAAGCGUCGGUUCAAGUGGCAGAGAUUCUGCAGUAAGAAGGACCGGGAGCUUGAGAGAAUGAAGCUGGAGAACGACCGGAUGAGCUUGGAAAACCAGAGGAUGUCGCUGCAGGUGAAGCAGAGGGAGGCAGAGCUGGAAUUCAACAGGCCUGCGGAGCCGAUCGACUCCUCUGGGUUUGGAUUCAUCCGAGAAUAG
This is a messenger RNA of Spirodela intermedia, 1308 nucleotides long. Lineage: Eukaryota; Viridiplantae; Streptophyta; Magnoliopsida; Alismatales; Araceae. The record is from the annotation of a GenBank genome assembly.